This is a messenger RNA of Pyricularia grisea, 1148 nucleotides long. RefSeq lists its product as uncharacterized. Gene Ontology annotation, molecular function: transmembrane transporter activity. The coding region runs from base 517 to 798 and encodes 93 amino acids. The record is from RefSeq and is a predicted model, not a curated record. Gene Ontology annotation, biological process: transmembrane transport. Gene Ontology annotation, cellular component: membrane. Lineage: Eukaryota; Fungi; Ascomycota; Sordariomycetes; Magnaporthales; Pyriculariaceae. The transcript has 2 exons.
GAUCUUUCCGGCAUGGCCACCGACCGGACCCAAGAUGUCGGCGUUUUCCCCCGCGCGGCAAGACGGGCCUCGGCAAUUUUCUGACCUACAUAACUACGUAUCUUAACCAAAUCUCCGCAAUAUCGAAACAAUUUUCCUCACAUUGGACCAGAAUCACUGUACGAACAGGUAGUUGUGGUACGGUACAAUGUAUGCCAUCUUUUGCGCCCCAAUCACCAUAACUUGGACGGCACUUCUCUCAAAUGCAUGCAACCUACAAAUGGCCCGAGAUUGGUCGGAUCUAUCCGUCAACAAACUUGGCGGGUAGAAGUGUUAUGAUCAUCAUCGGAUGGCAGUACCCGCGUGCGGAGUAGAGGAUGAGCGCAGGACGAUGAGGGGUCUCAGGUGCCUUCAAGGCAAAGAGUAAUAAACCGAUCCGAGUGAUUCAGUUCCUCUGAUAGCCCCUGAGAUUAUCACGGGGCGGAAAUCCAAUUCAACAGCACUCCAAAGAUAUAUAACCACACCAGAAACUGUAAAAUGUCGACUGAGCCACUUGGCGAACUGCCAUUCUUUGGGCUAACUGGAGGAAAGUUGACGGCAUGGAUUACGAUCGCCUGGACCACCGACAUGACCCUCUUCGGCUAUGAUCAGUUUGUUACCGUCCUCUUUGUCACCGUGCCCUGGCUACCCGAGUCGCCUAGGUGGUUGCUGCAUCACGGUAGAACAGACUCGACCCUGCAGAUACUCGCCGCCCUUGAGGCAAUGGAGCCUACAUCAAAGGAGAAGACACAAAGGAGAAGCCACCCAUCUAUCCCUUAGUCAUAACGCAGCGUCUGGCCAUAAACACCAACGUCUCCCUGCGCAAAAAGAUACCCAGCGCCCACGAUGGCACGACCGGCAAAAUAUGUCGUCCGAGAAGAGGAUGAAAUACGACGGAGGGCCAGAGCAAGUGACUGGAAGUGACUCGGCUGAGGUGGCGGAGGACCCUGUCGAUGUCAAAAGAAGAUGCCUGAUGGGUGCAUACAGGCGAUGUAGAGUACCCAGGAGCAGAGACUGCCACCAGCGAUUCAGAGAGCUUAGUCCUGGAAUGUCAGUUAGUCACAUGCAGAAAAGCUCAAAUCGUCGAUGAUGAAAUAUCAAGGAUGGCAAGCACAUGAGCAACAAUUAAA